GGACUGACUACUGAAAGUGAGAAGUCCUCAUACAAAUUCAUGGAAAAGCACUGCUUCUUGCAUAACAGAAACAAAACUCGCAGCUCAACAACGUAACGAGAAACGAACAAAGAAACACACACCAGAUUCUUCGGAUCAUCUUCUUCGUAAUAUAGGAUGACGAAUCGUGUUUUAAUGAUGCUGUUCAUGUGUUUUUUUAUGUUUAUAAUACCGAUUUCUUCUGUUGGUGGCGAGCAGUCGUUGACGGCGAAUGGGAAGGUAUUGGAACUUGAUGAAUCGAACUUCGAUUCCGCCAUCUCUACCUUCGACUUCAUCCUCGUUGAUUUCUACGCCCCUUGGUGCGGCCACUGCAAGCGUCUCUCUCCCCAGUUGGAUGAAGCUGCCCCCAUACUUGCCAGCUUGAAAGAGCCCAUUGUCAUAGCAAAAGUAAAUGCUGAUAAAUAUACCCGCUUGGCUCGAAAACAUGAUAUUGAUGGAUAUCCCACCCUCAAGAUCUUUAUGCAUGGCGUCCCUGUAGAAUAUAAUGGACCGAGGAAAGCAGAUUUGCUUGUUCGUUAUCUGAAAAAAUUUGUUACUUCUGAUGUUUCGGUUCUUGAUUCAGACUCUGCCAUCAGUGAUUUUGUUGAAGCAGCUGGCACUUUCUUUCCCAUAUAUAUAGGGUUUGGCUUGAAAGAGUCGAUGAUAUCAAAUUUAGCUGUAAAAUACAAGAAAAAGGCAUGGUUUUCUGUGGCAAAGGAUUUCUCUGAGGACAUCAUGGUAUCAUAUGAUUUUGACAAGGUUCCUGCUUUAGUAUCCCUUCAUCCAGUUUACAGUGAGCGGAACAUUUUUUACGGCCCCUUUGAAGAGGAAUUUUUGGAGGAAUUUAUUAAAUUAAACUUGUUCCCUUUGGCCAUACCAAUAAACCCGGACACAUUAAAGUCCCUGGAAGAAGAUGAGAGGAAAAUUGUCCUGACAAUUGUGGAGGAUGAGACAGAGGAGAAGUCAAAGAAAAUUAUAAACUUAUUGAAGGCUGCUGCAUCUGCAAAUCGUGACUUAGUAUUUGGUUAUGUUGGUGUCAAACAGUAUGAGGACUUCACUGACACAUUUGGGGUUAACAAAAAGACAGUGCUACCAAAAAUGGUGGUUUGGGAUGGAGAUGAGGAGUACUUCUCAGUUUUCGGUUCAGAAAUGAUGAAUGAGGAGGAUCAGGCAACUCAAAUCUCAAGAUUCAUUAUAGGAUAUAGGGAAGGAAGAACAUUGAAGGAAAGAAUCCGCGGUCCAUCGCUUCUCGGUUAUAUCAAUUCAUUAGUUGGAAUCAACACUGUGUACAUGCUUGUUUUUGUGGUUGUGGUCGUGAUGCUCAUCCAAACCAUCAGAGGAGAGGAACCUCUCAGGGUUGGUACUGGAGACCAAGUUGAUCAUGCUAGGAGUUCAGUGUCUGAGGCUGAAAGUAGAGAAUAUGGACCUGGAGACAAGGUAGAUUAAAGUUGGACAUUUUGAUGGACUUCUAACUGAAAAUUUAGUCGAGGAUGUUGUGCUUAUGAACAAAUCAACAAUAUGAACAGAAAAAUCAGAGCACGGUGAACUUAUGUUGCACUUCAAUGCUUUUGUAGAGAAAUCCUAUUUAUGCGUACACUUUGGUCAGUUCAUUUUGCAGACUUCUCAUUUAGCAAUGUAACCGUUAAAAAUAGUAAAGUAGUACUUGAUUUUUACGUUGUUAUCAAAAUAUCCCCUAGAGUUUUACUUUUAUCUAAUUACUCCCUGCUUAUCCAGGGUGUUUUGAA
This is a messenger RNA of Juglans regia (Persian walnut), 1763 nucleotides long. Its product is annotated as protein disulfide-isomerase 5-2-like. Gene Ontology annotation, cellular component: endoplasmic reticulum. Lineage: Eukaryota; Viridiplantae; Streptophyta; Magnoliopsida; Fagales; Juglandaceae. Gene Ontology annotation, biological process: protein folding; response to endoplasmic reticulum stress. The record is from RefSeq and is a predicted model, not a curated record. Gene Ontology annotation, molecular function: protein disulfide isomerase activity. The transcript has 5 exons. Bases 157 to 1464 code for a protein of 435 amino acids.